Messenger RNA from Sabethes cyaneus, 3219 nucleotides. RefSeq lists its product as uncharacterized. NCBI's taxonomy places the organism in Eukaryota, Metazoa, Arthropoda, Insecta, Diptera, Culicidae. The record is from RefSeq and is a predicted model, not a curated record. Bases 16 to 3219 code for a protein of 1067 amino acids. The transcript has 7 exons.
CUUAUACGAAAGAAAAUGAAACCGUACCAACCGUCGGAGAAGCUGGUGGUACGGGACAGUGUCUCGCUUAGUAUGGACGAAGAUCUGAGCGAUGACGUUGAAGAUGAAGUGUUCAUACGGGACGGGCGCACUUGCCGAACGUAUGAGGACCGUGGGGCGAAACGUCCGCUGAUGGCACCUAGAAGUCGAGCGGGAAACAACAGCAAAUCAACAAGUUGUGGAACGUCGAGUCCAAUUUUGAAAAAGUAUCGUAGACGACGAUGCUGGAAUUGCUGCGAACCAUUCUGCUAUGGGUUGGCUGCUAUUACGGUACUUAUCGGCCUUAUCGUACUGGCGGCCCUAUUGCUGACGGCAUUCCCUGCACCGCUGCAAAAGAUCAAAGUCUGGCUGCACAAGGAGUCACCCUUCAGCGGUGCCGUGAUUCGGGACGGAUUCAACAGUUUGCUGUACAGCGGAUCGGACGCCGGGAAUGCUUCGCUGGAGGUGGUACCGUGCACACAGAUCACGGUGCAGAAGGUGUGGACACGGGUGAUUGCUCGGGUUAACAGCGAAAGUCCGCUGCGUAAGCUGGAUGUCAACGGUGAUGGGGUGCAGGAUGUGAUUGUCGGAUAUGGGAUCGAUGAGAUGAUUGAUGAUUCGCGUGGGUUCAUUCCGCGGUGUACCUCGCAGAAGACGGGUUUGACGGAUAUGUGCGGCGGCGGGUUGCUGGCGCUGAAUGGCAUCAGUGGCGAUACGCUGUGGCAGCGGUGGACGUCGUUUACGAUUUUUUCACUUAAGUGUGCCAUUGACAUCAACUCGGAUGGGCAGAGCGAUUGCGUGGCGGCCGGAAGGGGUGGAUUGAUUUUGGCGGUUGAUGGUAAAAAUGGAAACAUUCUGUGGGAGUUGAAGGACUAUUCGGAUUUGGAGAGUUACGCCGAAACGAGCAUUGAUUUGUAUACGAUAAAUGUGGUGAGAGAUUUGAACAAUGACGGUAUUCCGGAUGUCCUGGCGGUUCACGUUGAGGAAACGCAAACGGCUCAUGGAGGGCAUAUUAAGCUGAUUUCCGGAGCUACGGGAAUAAUUCUGAAGAGUAUUCCGACGCCGUAUAGAGAGGAGAUGUUUGUGCCGAUUCAAGUUUUGGUACAAAAUGGUGGUUCGGAGCAGUUUUUGAUGGUUACCGGAGGGCAAAACUCGCCGGGUGGUAUCUAUACUUUAAAGCAGGAGAGCCUGAUGAAGUUCACUGAUGAGAAGGACUUUGAUCCUGUAAUGCGGCUUGACUCAUCAGGAUUUAUGGUGCCGGCAGUGUUGACGGAUUUAAAUAACGAUUCAGUAGAGGAUGUUGUUGUGAGUUCUUUCAAUUCUACUAUCUACGCCUUCGAUGGGGUGAACAAAACGCAGCUUUGGGCAUAUACUAUUCCAGAUUCGGAAAGUGUCAGCUCGAUAGUUCCUGGUCAUUUUGACCACGACAAUGUCACAGAUUUCAUGGUAAAGUAUAACACUGGACCAGGUUUUCCGAUCUAUUAUUAUUCGCAAACGACGAUUCUGAAUGGUACAAACGGAAAACCCUUCCUGGACAAUACUGUGAAGGACUCAGGGGGCCCUAACAGUUUACUUGGAGGUGUCACUGUUUCCCAGACAGGCGGUGGUGACUUCUUUCUACAUUGGCAGCUUCAAUGUAGGAACAAACUUAAAACCAGUGAAGAGUACCAAUUUAUUCCAGAAAGCGAUAUCAUUCAGCAAUCACGGGCAGACACUUGUAUGCUUCGAUACAACGAAUCAUCGGUGCUUAAACUGUAUGCAAUCAACCGUCACAUGGAACCUCCGGGGGCAGUAAUCUUUUCCACGGACGAUUUGUUGAUCAAACUGAACGAAACCGAGAGACAACAAUUGCGAGAAGGAUACGUAACUCCGAUUAAGCAUCCCAAAAUGAAACUGAAAGGAAAGGAUGAUGGCCGGAAGGCUAGUGAUACGCAACAGAUUCAGGUACGUAUGGACAAAAAGUUGGACCAACACAGAGUGUCCGGUAGUGUGGAAGCCAAUCAGUCUCAGGCCGAUGAUGUAGGCGUCGUGAUGACGGGUCCUAACAAGGCCGCUACAGAGUUGAGGAAACAACGGCUUCGCGAGCAAAUGUUGAACACCAACCGAAUACCGGAAACGCUGGAAGUCGAUGAAGAGAACAAACGGAAGGAAAAGCUGAACAUGAAUAAUGUCUAUAAGAAAUACACCUACAAUGCGAAUGACGGUGAAGAUCUGUUGAAUGGUGGAAACGAUAAACCUUACAUUUAUCUACCUUACGAUCAAAUGGAUGCAAAUUCGCGAAACCCUUUUAUGCAGAACCAAAUUCCUGUUCCACCGCCGCAAUUGGAUUACGAUUACGGUGCAGUUAAUGACGAGAAUGAACGCCGUAGAUAUCAGAGACCACACUAUAGAAGCAGUGAAAAUCGCUAUUCAGGUGGAAGGGAUGUACGAAGUAAAUUUGGAGUUUUCGAUGACGUUGACUUGCAUGACCCAUCGCUAGAGGAUCAAGUGUUCAACGAGUCCAAUCCAAAUUCGCAGAUUGUUAAAAAAGUUCUUCUUAACGAUGAAAUUUUAGACGAAAUGAAGGAAAAUGAAAAUAAUUCCAAAGGGUCCAAGGAAACGCUAUGGGAUCUGGAAAUGGAAAAGGAAGCCAAAGAAGCCAUAAAUGAUGUGAGCUCUUUGAACUACGAUUAUAACAAAGAAAAACGAGAAUCCCAACCAAACGCAGUUUCGGUUCAACCAUCAUCAACUACAAGCGCGUCUCCUCCAACGACAACGGAGUCACCGCCGAAUGGAAAUAUCCUUCCAUCGAUCGCCUCCUCGGGAGUGCUUCUUAAAUCACUGAACUCCUCCACCGUGAACCCAACCAUAGACUACGUGUUCGUGAUGAACAUCCGCGAAUCGGAAACCUACCCGCCACUGUUCCUCGAACGGGAUCUGACUUGCGUACAGGAGAAGCUCUCCGCCUACCAGACCUUUAGCAGUGACGACCUACUGCAGCUGGAAAAGAAGUUCCUAAAGCAAUGUUUGAAAUCACGCAUCCCAAAUCUGAAACCUAGCUAUCAGAAAUACGAAACGCAGAUAAUCGUCACCCGAGUGGAGAUUGGCUGUUCAUGCAGUACAGAUCUGAAUCCCUCGCGGGAAGUGUGCUCCAAGCUGCACAGUUACGAGCAACAACGGUGGACCGAAUACAUGGGAAAUACCGGAAGUGGUACCUACUGA